AUGUGGCCGGCCGGCGCGGGCACCAAGCUGCCCUGUCCCCGGGACUCUGCGCUCCGGCGGGCGGCUUUCUCUGGGAACCUCACGGCCCUGCCUUCUCACCUCGUGCCCGCCGGCCGCAGCGUCCGGGUCUUCAUCAGCGCCAAUCCCGAAGACACGGGAGCAGAAAGACAGGCACUAAGAGAAAAUGUGUACCCUAAACUGAGAGAAUUCUGCAGAGAAAACUAUGGAUUGGAAUUUCAGGUGAUAGAUCUGUACUGGGGAAUUGAAGAAGAUGACUGGGACAACCCAGAGCUCCAGAGGACCCGCAUGAAGCUGCUGGAGGAUUGCUUGAAAACUUCUGCAGGUCCAUGUUUUGUUGGACUAUUAGGUGAAAAAUACGGGAACAUCCGAAUCCCUGGGGAGGUGGAAGCCGCGGAGUUCGAGAUGAUUCUGGACGCCGCGGCCGAGGCAAAGCUGGAGACGCGGCUGCUGGAAGAGUGGUUCUGCCGGGACGAGAACUCCGUGCCGGCCGCCUACUACCUCAGGCCCAGGUCGGACGUGCUGAGGGCCCAGGGGCCCGCGAUGCAGCCUUCUGCCAAUGCUGAAAACGAGAAGACAUGGCAAGAGAUAUCAGAUGAGAUCAAGAAGAUAUUUAAGGCUGCUGUGAAACUAUUACAUGAAAAGGGUAAAAUGAAAUACAGCCAAGCUAAGAGAUACCUGUUCUCAGCUGUAGAGGAUGAGUUUGACUUUGCUCUAGGAAAGCAAACGCCAGCAUUCCUAAAGAAGUGUGUUUGCUACAUUAGGAAAAUUGCUAACAUUGAACGCUUCGUGAAAAUUCCAGAGAUGGGGAAAUACAUGGAUAUAACUGGAACAGAGCCAAGGAUUAUUCGGGACCCAGAAGCCCAAGAGAAGUUGAUAAAACUCAGGGAUGAAUUUAUUCCUACUAUCGUUGCAUCAUCUAAUCUGAGAGUGUACACAUCUGUUACUCAUUGUGACAUGAAACUAGGCUAUUCCCAAGAAAUAGAAAAUCAUUACAUUGAAGGACUUGGCAAACAAUUUUAUGAGGAUAUGAUUGAUAUAAUUCAGGCAACGGUGCAACAGAAUUUUGACACUGAAACGGACACACUCUACGAUGAAAUCCUUCAACAUUCGUCAUUAUGUAAAACAUACGCCUCCUUCUAUGAGUACAAAUGUGAAUCUCUAAACAUAGUGCAUAACUACAUUCUUCCAAGCAAAACUGGGCACAUCAAUCCUCUGAUUAUAUAUGGCGGACCGUGCACUGGGAAGACGCUUCUGCUAGCAGAAGUAGCAAAGAAGGCUUAUGGCUGGCUACAUGAAGACACGGGACCAGAAUCUGACCCAGUAGUAGUCGUGAGAUUUCUAGGAACAACAGACAUGAGUACUGACCUUAGGACUCUCCUUCUAAGUGUUUGUGAGCAACUGGCGAUUAACUAUCGGUGUCUGGUUCAAAGCUACCCUAAGAAGAUUCAUGACCUCCGUGAUUUAUUUAUAAACCUUUUGAAUGAGUCUUCACUGCAGAGACCUCUCGUCAUAAUAUUCGACGCGCUAGAGCAGCUCUCAGAGAAUGACGACGCCAGGAAGCUUUGGUGGCUCCCGGCUCACCUUCCCCGCUGUGUACGGAUAGUUCUCUCCACACUGCCCAACAAACAUGGGAUCCUGCAGAAACUCCGGUGCCUUAUCCACGAAGAAGACAACUACAUUGAGCUGAUUCCCCGGGACAGGAAGAUGUGCAGCCAGGUCCUCAAACACCAGCUGCUGCGAGUCAAAAGAAAAGUCACUUCAGGCCAGCAGAUUUAUGUGAACAACGCCUUCUCCAAGUGCACGCUGCCAAUGUUCGUGAACCUGACCUUCCGGGCGGUGAGACACUGGAGAUCUCACAAAGAUGUCGACGAAUCCUCCCUCUGCAUCACUGUUCAUGAAAGUAUAGAGCAGUUGUUCUGGUCCUUGGAGAAGAGGUGUGGUCAGAAACUGGUCUCCAGGGCUCUUGGCUACAUCACCAUGGCCAAAAUGGGUUUGAGUGAAAUGGAACUGGAGGACGUGUUAGCCCUGGACAACAGCGUGAUGAACGAGCUCCACGAGAGCAGCAGGCCCACCAACCCGCUGCGAGUGCCGUACUUGUACAUCGCCAGGCUCAAGGAGGGCCUCAGCGGAUACUUAAUAGAAAGACACGUGAAGAACGUCACACUCCUGGUCUGGGCCAACAGACACCUGCAGCUCAUAGCCCAAAAGCUGUAUCUGCAGGACGACGGCGAUCUGCGUGAAAUGCAUACCAUCCUGGCAGAUUAUUUUCUGGGGGUCUGGUCAGGGGGCAGGAGGAAAGCUUUCUGCCUUGAAGACCCCUACUUGAACGGCUGCCUUGACCUGGAGAGCAGAAGCCUGCUUGAGGAAGAAAAGCAUUUCGUGGAACAGGCUUCCUUUGACAGGCAGGCCCCGGACCAACCCUGGGUUUUCCAGUGUAAUCCGCUGGAGCCUGACAUCUUUUUCGUCAAUCAUCGGAAAAUGUGUGAGCUUUUGCACCACCUGACGAGGUGUGGAAAAACCGACGACCUGCUCUACGGCAUCAUCAUGAACUUCAGCUGGCUUUAUACCAUGAUCAAAAUUGGCCAGUUCGACAGAGUGCUCGUGGACAUCGAGCUGGCUUACAACUACUCGCAAGAGAAAGAGCUGAAGUUCCUGGCCAGCACCCUCCGUGCCAUCAAAAACAAGGUCAUUGCCUUUCCUGGCUCCCUUUCAGCAGAGCUGCAGCAAAGACUGCUGCCUGUUGUAAGUUCCCUGCCCAAACUUAGACACCUUCUUUUAGAAUGUGACAAAGAUGGGCCAAAAUAUUGCUCCAUUGUGCCGUUGCACUCCUCCAUGGAUGUGACGUACAGCCCCGAGCGUCUCCCCUUGUCCUCCAGUCACCUGCAUGUCACGGAGAUUCUGCCUACCUGCAACCCCAGUACUGUCCUCACAGCUUUAGAAAAUGGUUCCAUCAGCACGUGGGAUGUGGAGACUCGCCAGCUGCUCAGGCAGAUCACCACGGCCCAGUCUGUCAUCCUGGGCAUGAAACUCACCAGUGACGAGAAGUACCUCGUGGUGGCCACAACAAAUAACACCUUGCUGAUUUAUGACAAUGUCAAUUCUUGUCUCCUGUCUGAAGUGGAAAUCAAGGGGACCAAGCAUGGCAGCAGCUCCACCUACAUCAACGGAUUCACGCUGUCCGUCCACCACGCCCUUGCAUGGCUCGAGGCCAGCAAAGACGUCACUGUCAUCGAUCUGCUCUACGGAUGGCCGCUUUACCAGUUCCACUGCUGGUACGAAGUGACGUGUGUCCAGUGCUCUCUGGAUGGUGCGUAUGCUUUCUGCGGACAGUACCUGAACACCACCACCAUAUUUCAUUUAGGGAGUGGAGAAAAGUUAUGCACGGUGGCGUCGGAAUUCUCAGGUGGGUUUGUGAAGUUUCUUCUUAUCUUGGACACGGCUCAAGAAAUGGUCAUGGUAGAUAGUGAGGGAAGUCUUUCCGUUUGGAACACUGAGGACAUUUCCAGCCCCCAGCUGACUGAUGACUUCGACUGCCGCAGAGAAGACAGCGAGGUGGUCAGCAUUGAACUUUCAGAGGACCAGAGUGCAAUUCUGAUCUGUAAAGCUCUCAGCAUUGAGCUCUUAGAUACUGGCAUGUGGAAGGUGGGCGAAAAGUUCAGAGCCAAGCACAAUGAACGCUUUAUAUCUGCCGUGCUGUCCAAAAACGGAGACUGCAUCAUCGCGACCAUGGAAAAUACCUCAGCCGUGUUUUUUUGGAGGCGAGACACAGGACAGUGCAUGGCAAGCUUGCAGGAAAUCUCAGGUUCUAUUGUGAAGUUGGUGAAGUCUAGUCACCACAACAUGCUUCUGUCUUUAUCAACCAGUGGCGUGCUUUCCAUCUGGGACAUAGAUAUAAUCACAGCCAUGUCCAACAUAGAUAAGACUGGAAAACCCAUCCGAAGUCUGGUGUUGCCUGCUAGAGGGGAGAUCAUUUACUCCCUGGAUGGCUCCGAUUGUGUUCAUAAGUGGAACUUCAGUAGCGGGUUCAUCGAAGCUGUAUUUAAGCAUGAAGGAAUAGUUGAACACUGUGUGCUAACAUCCGCUGGAGACAUAAUGGUGACAUCAGAUGACAAGAGCAGCCAGUAUGUCUGGCACACCAGCAGCGGUGAAAACCUCUUUAGGAUUAAUGGGCAGAGAAUAUCUCAGCUGCUGAUCACACACAAUGACCAGUUUGUGGUCUCUCUGUGUGAGCAAAAUGCCUCCAGGGUCUGGAGGCUCGCCACGGGCCACAGGGUGUGCAACAUUCUGACCACUUUGCAGAAUGCCUUUAUCACCUCUGCCAACACCUUCGUGGUGGGGAUGACGAAAAGCAAAGUGUUGGCAGUCAGUCUUUGGACAGGAAGUAUCACCAAGAAAUUUUGCUGUGAAGAUGGGACCACGAUUGUGAAUUUCAAAUUAAUCCCCGACUGUCCUGACAUCGUCGUGUUUAUCACAUCGGCCGAGACCGUGAACCUCUGGAGUCUGACAGAUGAAGUGAUCUGUCGACGGGUGCAACUUCCAAACAACUUCCUGAAAAACCUGGAGGAUUUUGAAAUUUCUCCCAAUGGAAAGCUAGGCAUUAUAUCCAGGGGAGAUGAAAACAUCAACGUGCUGGAUUUACACAGUGGGAAAUUACGGGUGGUUCACGCCUCUGGGAUCAUCUGGCGGCAGAGGUUGUCUCGAGAUGGUCGCUACCUGGUAUACAUUUGUUUCCGAAAUGGGGAGGAGGAGGAUGAAAAUGGUGCGAUAUCCAGUUUAAUUGUAAUGAGACUGGCAGAUGGCAAAAAUAUCGGUGCUUGUUCCCUUUACAAAACACCAACUUUUCUUGCACUCUCUCAGAGGCACCUGAACAUCAUUGUGGGCUUUGACGAUGGGAGUAUAGGGAUAUACACAGUAGUAGACCGUGUAGAUGCUGCACUGAAAAUUAAAAUUGCCACUUCAAAUAGCAGACAAAUUUUCAACAAUGCAACACAGACAUCCAGGCCAAAGUGUAACAGCUAUUGUUUUAAAGUGUCUGUGGAUUGUUUAUGGAGAGAGUCCACUGAGGUUUUUGCAAGAGACAGCCCCAUCACAGUGAGCGACUCCGCUGAAUCCAAUGAAGCAACACCCUCCAAGAAAUACAACUCUUGCUAUGACCGAGUGUGCUCUGCCCUAGAAUCCAGGAGCCACAGCUAUGCCCCUGAUAACUGA
Molecule: messenger RNA, 5229 nt
Organism: Lemur catta (Ring-tailed lemur)
Lineage: Eukaryota; Metazoa; Chordata; Mammalia; Primates; Lemuridae
Gene: NWD2
Product: NACHT and WD repeat domain containing 2
Exons: 7
Coding region: 1-5229 (1742 amino acids)
Molecular function (GO): protein binding
Source: RefSeq, a predicted model, not a curated record